Molecule: messenger RNA, 603 nt
Organism: Adineta ricciae
Lineage: Eukaryota; Metazoa; Rotifera; Eurotatoria; Adinetida; Adinetidae
Source: the annotation of a GenBank genome assembly
AUGUUACACGUAAACCAAAAUACCUUUCAAUCGGUUUUGAAAAAGCAGCUGAGAACGCAUUUGGUGCUAUCUAUCCUCAGUGUGAAACAUUUAGCUGCUCUUGCGUUCGUCCCACCACAAAAUGUUGUUGACGAAUUCGUUCGUUUAAUAGAAAAUUCUUCAGAAGUAUUGGACGUCCGUGUAAUGUCCAGAAACCGACGAAAAUCUCCUCGGAUUAGUAUAUCCAUGUGGAACUGUUUUUCAAGAGUGCAUCUAGAUUUGCCACGUACUAAUAAUGCACUCGAAGGAUGGCAUAAUGCUUUUCAUAAUGUUGUUGGUGAUCAUCCAAGUUGCUACAAAUUCAUCAACAAUAUCAAAAGAGAAGAGCACAAUUCAACUGUAACUUGGAAUCAAGUUCUUACUGGUACACAGACUUCAAAUAAACGAAAAAAGGGCUGUACACGUGAUAGUGCCCAUGCGCCGUAUAGUGUCGUGCCACGCAAAAGGGAAACAUCCACUGCCGAUUUCGUUAAUACAAUGACCGAUAAUGUGCCCAUAGACAUAGGUAAUGGAGGAAGUACUGUCCGGUUUGAAAGCCAAUGGGCGCGGGUAUCUUUUGAAUAA